UACCUCCGGGUGUGCCAGUGAGGGGAGACGUGGAGGGUCCCGCGCCCCUUCAGGUGCUGUCGUGUCCCCUGAGUGUCCCGUGGGGACAGAGUCUGUGGUCCGGGAGAAGCAGGCGGUGGUGGUGGCUGCGGCGGCGACCGGUUCUCUCUAGCUGGGCUCUUCCUGAGGUGACGCUGCCCAGGAUUCCUGGACCCAUCUCAGCGGCUCGUGGAGCCCCGGGGAGAGUCUAGCUUCCCACGGGAGCCUGGCAGAGGAGCUGUGAUGAAAGAUGGCCAGUGUCCUAAAGCCUUAAGUGCUUGCUUCCCAGAGCCCUGCCUUGUCUCAAAGAGAAGAGAACAAUGACCAAGUUACAGGAGGCAGUGACAUUCAGGGAUGUGGCUGUGGUCUUCAGUGAGGAGGAGCUGGGGCUGCUGGACGCUGCUCAGAGGAAGCUGUACCACGAUGUGAUGCUGGAGAACUUCAGGAACCUCCUGGCAGUGGGAGGCCAAGUUCCAAACAAGAUGGAGAACCUUCAUACAACAGGAGUAAGAUGCCUUUCACUGGGGAAGCUUCCAUGUUGGCACAUGGCAAGCCAUGAUGCCAAUAAGCUGGCCAGAGCUCCAGAAGGUAUAAUCAACACUCAAGGAACAGUAUCCUACUUCCCAGAGCAAUGCCAUUUCUCCUGCCACAGGGGAACAGAGGAGCCUCCCUGGGCCUUCAAGGACAAUGGCUGUCUUGAGAGUCUCACAAAUGAUCAUUCUAGCAUUACUGAAAGUCAGAAAUUUCUGUCUGGGAUUGCUCAGCGUUCUUGGAGUAAAAAACAUCUUAGCAAGAGACAGAACUAUCAGAAACACUGUGUGCAGACUCCAGUGAAAACCAAGCCAUGGCUCUUGGUUCCAGGUAUUGACAGAAUGAGUUGUGUUUCCCAUCAAGAUAACAAUACCCUGCAUAAAGGAGACAAAGGCCAGAGCAACAGUGACUUUGAUAAACUUACCUUUCCUGUGUCACCUGUCACCCCGCAUCCUGUUUACACAGAAAGAAAGUCCUACAAAUGCAGCAAGGCCCAAGAAGCCUUCAUUGACAGACCUAUUCUAGAACUCCAUCAGCAGGUCCUUGUAGGAAAAAAGUCCCCUGUACGUAGUACACACGAAGUCUCCAGACAUAGCUCCAUUCAAAAGAGUGUUCAUGCAGGAAGAAAGCGCUACUGGUGUCACGAGUGUGGCAAGGCUUUCAGUCAGAGCUCAGCACUUCAGACUCACCAGAGAGUGCACACAGGGGAGAAGCCCUACAGUUGUGACAGCUGUGGGAAGGCCUUCACACAGUGGUCAGUCCUCCAUGCCCACCAGAGAAUUCACACAGGAGAGAAGCCAUAUAAGUGUGGAGACUGUGGCAGACGCUUCAGGUUUAGCUCAAACCUGCACAUCCACCAGCGAGUCCACACUGGGGAGAAACCGUACAAAUGCCACGUGUGUGGGAAGUGUUUCAGAUUCAGAUUUUACAGCCAUCAGCGGGUCCACACAGGAGAGAAGCCAUAUAAAUGUGACGAGUGCGGGAAGGGUUUCAGUUCAGCCUCAAACGUCAAAGUCCACCAGCGGGUCCAUACGGGAGUGAAGCCAUUUUGCUGCAAUGUCUGUGGGAAACGCUUCAGUCGGAGCUUUCAUCUUCACACUCACCAGAGAGUGCACACGGGGGAGAAGCUCUACAAAUGUGACGCGUGUGGGAAAGCCUUCAGCCAGAGGUCCAGUCUCCAAGUCCAUCGGCUAAUUCACACGGGAGAGAAGCCGUUCAAGUGUGAGGAGUGUGGAAAGGGUUUCACUUCAGCCUCAAGCUUCCAAGGACACCAGCGGGUCCAUACAGGAGAGAAACCAUUUCAUUGCGAUGUGUGUGGGAAAGACUUUAGCCGGAGCUCCUAUCUUCAGAUUCACCAGAGAAUGCACACGGGAGAGAAGCCCUACAAAUGCGACAGCUGUGGGAAAGCCUUCAGCCAGAGGGCCCAUCUCCAAGUCCACCAGAGAACUCACACCGGGGAGAAGCCGUUCAAGUGUGAGGAGUGUGGGAAGGAGUUCAGGCAGCGUUCGGGGCUGAGUUCUCACCAGAUAGUCCACAAGGAAGAGAAACCCUACACGUGUUGGGAGUGUGGGAAGGGUUUCAGUCAGCCCUCACUCUUCGAAAGACACCGGAGGGUCCACACUGGGGAAAGGCCCUACAUCUGCGGCACCUGCUGCAAAGGCUUCAGCCAGAGAUCGCAUCUCGUCAAACACCAGAGGGUCCACAGUGCAGCGAAUCUCUAGGUAAUCAAGAAUUGGUAAAGCGGUUGCAGCAUCUAUUUUGGAGAAAUUAACAGCAAAUAUCCUAAAAGCAAGGGACUUUAGUUCUCUCCCCCCAUCCAUAUAGUAAAAAGAACACCAAUUCCUGAAGCGCUUACAUCAAAUGCAAACCAUUUGGAAUUUUUCUGACAUGUGAGAAAAAAAUUAAGCUGAAGUCAUUCAAAGCACAAAUAUGAUUCAGUUAAAAAAAUCAGAGUUGUAUACCAUCCUCAGGGUAUUGUUACAUUUUCCUGAAUUUCUUAAUAAGAAUUGUUUUGCCUAUAGAAACUGCUGAAGUUAUUCAGGAUGAUUCAAAAUUGACCUCACUGUUUACUCAACUACAAUAAUUGAUCAGAAGAGGAAACCAUCCAUUGUAUAUAACACAUCAGAUCCCAUAGAGGCCCAUCAGGCCCUCUAGUACAAGGCAAUAAUGAAAUUGAUUAGCUAUUGAUAGGAAAUGUGCUAGAAGCUUCAGAAUUCCAUAAAAAAUUCCAUGUUCACAACAAAGGUUUAAAAAGAGAUUUUUCUAUCACUUGGCAACAAGUUAAGGAAAUUAUGAUAAAAUGUCCUUCUUUUUCUUUAUAUAGCCAAACUCCAUUACCUGCAGUGACUAACCCAAAGGUUACCCAAAGAAAUUAAAUUUGGCAAAUGGAUGUGGUUCAUUUCACAAAGGUUGGAAAAUUAAAAUAUGUGUGACAUUCCAUAUACACAUUGGAGAUUUCAGUGGGCAAGUGCUUUAAGUUCUGAAGAGCUGAUUCAGUGGGCAGGCAAGUUCUGAAUCACAUAUUUAUUGGAAGUUAUGAUAAAACUUAUGGCAACCAUGGGAAUACCUGUUUAGAUUAAAACUGACAAUGUAGCCGGGCGUGGUGGCACAUGCCUUUAAUCCCAGCACUCGGGAGGCAGAGGCAGGCGGAUUUCUGAGUUCAAGGCCAGCCUGGUCUACAAAGUGAGUUCCAGGACAGCCAGGGCUACACAGAGAAACCCUGUCUCGAAACCCCCCUCCCCCCCAAAAAUUGACAAUGUUUCCCCAUGUUUCUAGUAAAAUGAACCUUUUUUUGCAUUUCAUAAUAAAAAACAUAUUACAGGUACUACACAAUCCUGUAGGACAAGCCGUUGUAGAGAGAUCUAAUUGUACCUUCAAAGAGAUGCUUAAUAAACAGGGGUAACAAAGACUCCCAGAGGUAGAUUACUUUGGCAGUUUGAAUAUGCUUGGCCCAGGGAGUAGCACUAUUUGAAGAUGUGGCCCUGUUGGAGUGGGUGUGGUCUUGUUGGAGGAAGUGUAUCAUUGUUGGAGUGGGCCUUAGGACUCUCAUCUUAGCUGCCUGGAAGCCAGUAUUCUCCUGUCUGCCUUUGGAUGAAGAUGUAGAACUCUCAGCUCCUCCAACCCCACUUCUGCCUGGAUGCUGCUAUGUUCCCACCUUGAUAAUUGACUGAACCUCUGAACCUGUAAGCCAACCUCAGUUAAAUGCUGUUCUUGACAAGUAUAGGUCAUAGUAUCUAUUCACAGCAGUAAAACCCUAACCAAGACAAUUACAUAAUGCUUUAUUAACUUUAAAAAUUUUAAAUCCUAAUUAGGAAAAAAAAUAGCUGCUGAGAGAAAUUAGAUGAUAGAAAAAACUGCUGAACUAAAUCACCAUAUUUAUGUUAAUGAUGCCCUAACUUCAGAAUAGAAGACAAAAAAUGUGUUAGAGAGGAUGUUUUUUUAUUUGUUUCAAUAGGAGAAAACAAACAAGAUUUCACCCAAACUUAUAAAAAUCAGAUUUGAUUAGGGGAGACUCCCUGAUGAUCUUGGCUGCAGAGAGGAACAAAGAAAUUUAGAGGACAAGCAAUAGAUAACACAUUGCUGAUCCCUCUACAAGGGAACAGCUCUGAAACAGGCUGAGAAAUGACAGUGUCUCCAGCCAGAACAUGAGCUCUCCAUUUCUAGUAAAUCUUGUUGUCUAUUAAAUUCUCAGGACUCACCAUACCAUCAUUUCUUAUGGCAUGAAUGAAAAUUUAUUACAGUUCGGUUAUUGUGAUUUGAAUAGGUUUGCAACCCCAUAGACUCAUGUGUUUGAAUUCUUGGUCCAUGGGGAGUUUCAUUAUUAGGAGGACUGGCCUUGUUGGAGUAGGUGUGGCUUUGUUGGAAGAAGUGAAUGGUGGGCUUAGAAUUCCCCUCCUAUGCUUAGGCUCUGCCCAGUGCAAUGCAGAUGACAGUGGCCUCCUGUUGCCUGAAGACCAAGAUGUAGAACUCUUAGCUUCUUCUCCAAUAGCAUGUCUUCCCACAGGCUGCCACGCUUCUUGCUAUGAUAAUAAUGCACUGAACCUCUGAAAUUGUAAGCCAGCCCCAAAUAAAUAUUUUUUA
Messenger RNA from Mus caroli (Ryukyu mouse), 4629 nucleotides. RefSeq lists its product as uncharacterized. Gene Ontology annotation, molecular function: RNA polymerase II transcription regulatory region sequence-specific DNA binding; DNA-binding transcription factor activity, RNA polymerase II-specific. Gene Ontology annotation, biological process: regulation of transcription by RNA polymerase II. Gene Ontology annotation, cellular component: nucleus. NCBI's taxonomy places the organism in Eukaryota, Metazoa, Chordata, Mammalia, Rodentia, Muridae. The record is from RefSeq and is a predicted model, not a curated record.